Molecule: messenger RNA, 1344 nt
Organism: Ichthyophthirius multifiliis
Lineage: Eukaryota; Ciliophora; Oligohymenophorea; Hymenostomatida
Product: leucine-rich repeats and guanylate kinase domain protein
Exons: 5
Molecular function (GO): protein binding
Source: RefSeq, a predicted model, not a curated record
AUGACAGAAAUUAUUAAAGAAUCGUUUUAUCAAGAUAAGUUAUAUCAGCUUUCAGUUACUAGCUGGGGAGAAGAAGAAUAAAAAUAAAGACUAAAUCGAAGAUUAAAUGAAUUAAGCAAAAACAAUAUGACAUAAGAAACAAUAAAAAACUCGUUAAAAAAUUUAGGUAAAACAUCUUAAGGAUCGAGCUAUGCAUUUUUAUCAUUUAUAGCAAUUUAAAAAGAUUUAUAUAGUAUAAUAGGAAUUGAAAAUUAUAAGCAUUUAUAAUAUAUUGAUGUUUCUCAUAAUAAUUUAAUUACUUUAAAACCUUUAAAUUCUUUAAAAUAUAUUACUCAUUUAAAUGUUUCUCAUAAUAAUUUAAAUAAAUUAUUAGAUUUUAAGGAAAUACCUUAUAAUUUAGAAGAAGUAAUAUCAAGCCAUAACUAAAUAUAAGUAAUUCCUGACUUAUCAGCUCAUAAAUAUUUAAAAAAAUUAGAUUUAUCACAUAAUAAAAUAACAUAAAUUUAAGGACUUAGUAAAAAUGAUAAUCUUUCAGUUUUAAAACUAGCUUUUAAUAAUAUAGAAACAAUAGAAAAUUUAGAUGAUUUAAAUAUAUUAGAAUUAGAUUUAAUGGGAAAUUAAAUAUAGUUAAUUUAAGGUUUAAAAUAAUUAAUAUACUUGAGAAAAUUAAAUCUUUCAUGCAAUAAAAUAGUUUCAUUAAAAGGUUUAAUUUAUUUAAUAUAAUUAAGAGAAUUAAAAUUAUCAGAUAAUUAAAUUUAUAGAAUCAAAGAACUUCAUAAUUUAUAAAAUUUAGUAUUUUUAACUGAUUUAGAUCUUUGUUUUAAUUUAAUUCAAAAUAAAAGAUUUUAUAGAUAUUAAGUUUUAUAAAGACUUCCUGGUUUAAGAGUUUUAGAUGGAGUAAUAUGUUCAUGUGAAGAAUUUGUGAAAGCCGAAAAUUUAUAUGGAAAUGAUUUAGAAGAUCGAAAAAGAAUAUUUUGUGAAAUUUUACCUGAAGAAGAAUUUAUUGAUAGAAGAGUUAAUAUUUGUGAACUUAUAGAACCUGAAACUGAUAGUGAUAAUGAUUUAUAAAUACAAAUUGUUGAUUAAUAUAAUAAAGAAGGCGAUAUAAUACAUUAAGCAACUGCUAAAACUUUAUCAUCUAUGUAAAGAACAGGUGAAGUUGCUAUUGAAAAUGAUACUAAAAGACAAUCAUAAAAUUUUGAAUAAACAAAUAACUUUAAUAAUAAUUAAACUAUUUAUGAAAGAAAAAGUAAAAGUGUAUUUGAAUAAUACGAAAAUUUAAAAAUUAAUAGUAGGUCAGGUAGUUUAACUAAAAAUUAAAUGUCUUUAAAAUAAAGCAAUUGA